This is a messenger RNA of Emericellopsis cladophorae, 1290 nucleotides long. Its product is annotated as Histidine phosphatase superfamily. The transcript is spliced from 3 exons. The coding region runs from base 1 to 1290 and encodes 429 amino acids. The record is from RefSeq and is a predicted model, not a curated record. Lineage: Eukaryota; Fungi; Ascomycota; Sordariomycetes; Hypocreales; Bionectriaceae.
AUGCGUCUCGCUGCUUCUUUGGCCCUUUUGGCUAUCAUCGCCCCCGUCCUCUGCGAACAUGUGCUCGCCUCAUAUAUCUAUCACACUCCGUGCGAAAGCAUCCCGGAGCUCGUUGGCACACCUGCAUUGACGUUCGCUGGCAGGAUGGACUGCAGGCUCUCGGCUAAGUUCUACAGGGACCGAUACAUGACACCACGCUCGCCAUACUAUAUCAAGGCUCUCGGCGACUCGCCGCCAAUGCUGUCGCUUGGGGCGCCCGACGAAGAGGUUAUGCCGGAGCAGAGAGCACGGGAGACGUGGCUCGAGAACUUGACGUGGAAUCAGGUUGUGCAAGAAAAACUUUCCUACACCAUGAGAUGUAUUAUACCGCAGGCAAACCUGACAUGGAACAGAUCAACAGCUGACAAAGCCCUCGACUUCGUGAACUAUGCCGAACGAAACAACCCUGAAUUGAUCGAUUCGUACUAUCUUGACGACCACAUGCGACAUUUCCUCGAGUCUCUUGCCGGUAUGUACGAGACAGAACGUGCGUAUCGUUCCGAGUAUCCUGUGCAGGCUGUCGAGGGGGCCGUUCUAGCCGGACAUAUCAUUAACAGCCUCGAUGAGAUCGUCAACGCAACCAUGACCAGGCGCGGUCUUGCUCCUCUGAUCAGUGUAUUCUUUGGCGAACGCGGUCCGCUCAUCUCCCUGUUUGGCCUCUUGGGAAAAUACACAUCCUGGAUUGACUACGAGCUAGUCCCACGACCGGGCGCAUCAAUGGCUAUCGAAUUGGUCAACCUGGGUGCCCCUAGCUUGCUCAGCAGCGAAAACCUGGCCGUGCGCCUUUAUUAUGCCCCCGGAAAGAUCAACGUCGAAUCGUUCAGGCCGCUGUCCACCUCAAUGAGCACCAGCAGUCGCCUCCGCGCCUCUUCUGCGGGUAACCGACCCCGCCGAACCGAGAGCCCCUGGCGUUACGAUGCCGUUCAUUACAACGCUUUCAAAGGCAAGGUUAAGCGGUUCGCAUACCAGAAUCGCGAGACCAUGGAGGCCAUUUGCAAGCGUUCUGGCUUUGGGACGGGCCCCGCCACUCGGCGGGAGCGUAUACGAGAACUUCUGCGGAGCCUUUUCCGGCAUCCGUCCGUCUUAGCCAUGGGUGGAAUCGCUGGAAUAGUGGUUUCCUCGGCUGGCCUCGCUGCCGCCAUGGCAUUUGGCGGAUACUCCAUGACCAAGGGGGUAGUGGAAGAGGAAUGGGCAGAAGCCGGCGAUGAGCCGACGCAAGAAACGACAGUCUGGCCGCGGCUGGAAAGCUGA